AUGAGAGACGAAAUUGCAACAACAGUUUUCUUUGUCACAAGAUUGGUGAAAAAACAUGAUAAAUUGAGUAAAAAACAAAUAGAAGACUUCGCAGAAAAGCUGACCACAAUCUUGUUUGAAACAUAUCGAAGUCACUGGCACUCAGAUUGUCCUUCUAAAGGUCAAGCCUUCAGGUGUAUCAGGAUAAACAAUAACCAGAGUAAAGAUCCCAUACUGGAAAGGGCUUGUGUUGAAAGUAACGUGGAUUUUUCCCACCUGGGACUUCCUAAGGAGAUGACUAUUUGGGUAGAUCCCUUUGAGGUGUGCUGUCGGUAUGGUGAGAAAAACCAUCCAUUUACAAUUGCUUCUUUUAAAGGGAGAUGGGAGGAAUGGAAACUAUGCCAACAAAUCAGCUAUGCUGUUAGCAGGGCCACACUAGACGAGGACUCCUGCAUGUCCUCUGAUGAAGAAAAUAGUAACAAAGAACCUCAGAUAAUUCCCAAAGUCAGCAAUCCCAAGAGUGUGUAUCAGGUUGAAAAUUUGAAACAGCCCUUUCAAUCUUGGUUCCAGAUCCCCCGCAAAAAGAAUAUGGUGGAUGGCCAGAAGGGUCUUCUAGGAAAUGCUUACCAUGUGUUGCAUAAGAAUCCUAGGAGCCCUCGGCCUGUGUUCCGCAGGGUGGACAGAUACCACUGGGUCAACACCAACCGAUAA
This is a messenger RNA of Condylura cristata (star-nosed mole), 690 nucleotides long. RefSeq names its product B-cell translocation gene 4 (gene BTG4). Gene Ontology annotation, biological process: negative regulation of mitotic cell cycle; negative regulation of cell population proliferation. The record is from RefSeq and is a predicted model, not a curated record. The transcript is spliced from 4 exons. Bases 1 to 690 code for a protein of 229 amino acids. Gene Ontology annotation, cellular component: cytoplasm; nucleus. NCBI's taxonomy places the organism in Eukaryota, Metazoa, Chordata, Mammalia, Eulipotyphla, Talpidae.